AUGGCGCCCACAAAGCCAUAUCGAGACUAUCUCUAUGUUUUCAUGGUGGUUAUGCACUUGACCGCGAUGAUAGGCGUUGACUUUGUCCCCUUCUAUCCCGCGAGCUUGGUCGAGCCUCCAUCUUCACCCUUUCGGCUUCUCGUCGCCUAUCGCAACUGGUACAUCCGUACAAUGUCCGACCCUUACUACGGCAUGGAUGCGCCAGGACACUUCUUCGACUUUCUCGUGUACAUCGAGCUCGUCGUGCAGUUCCCGUUGGCUCUAUACAUGAUAUCUGGUGGGCUUUGGGAGACGACCCUCUCCGGCACCGUCGAGCUCGCCGGUGCUCUGUACGGGAUCGUCACUGGGCUGUGUACCGCUUUGGUGUGCCAUGACAUGUGGCAUCUUGGACCGGACACCAUCGACGCUUCAGCGAAGCAGACGCUUUUAUAUGGUGCUUACUUGCCAUUCGCUAUAUUCCCGACAUUAAUGAGUCUAGACAUGUGUCUGAGACUAAUGCCUAGACUGCGCACUGCACAUAAAUCUAAAAUGCAGUAG
Messenger RNA from Akanthomyces muscarius, 537 nucleotides. RefSeq lists its product as uncharacterized. The coding region runs from base 1 to 537 and encodes 178 amino acids. NCBI's taxonomy places the organism in Eukaryota, Fungi, Ascomycota, Sordariomycetes, Hypocreales, Cordycipitaceae. The record is from RefSeq and is a predicted model, not a curated record. The transcript has 3 exons. Gene Ontology annotation, cellular component: endoplasmic reticulum.